Molecule: messenger RNA, 978 nt
Organism: Rangifer tarandus platyrhynchus (Svalbard reindeer)
Lineage: Eukaryota; Metazoa; Chordata; Mammalia; Artiodactyla; Cervidae
Source: the annotation of a GenBank genome assembly
AUGUCCGAACAAAGUAAGGAUGUGUGCGACCCCAACUUUGCAGCCGAGGCCUCCAACUCCGAGGUGCCCAGCAGCCCCGGCAUUCCCGGCGGGCCCUCUCCUCCAGGGUCUCAGGCCGCGACCCUCACUGAGCUGGAGAGUCCUCCCUUAAGCCCGCCUGAUGCCCCUCUGGUCUCGCUGCCUCCCCAGGCUCCAGGCGAAGAGGGAGACCCGAAGGCCCUGCAGCAGGCCGCUGAGGAAGGCCGUCCCCACCAGGCCCUGAGCACAACUCAGCUCAGCCCGGCGCCCCCGGCCCCGGCCCAGCUGGUGCAGAAGGCACACGAGCUCAUGUGGUACGUGCUGGUCAAAGACCAGAAGAGGAUGAUCAUCUGGUUCCCAGACAUGGUGAAAGAUGUCAUCGGCAGUUACAAGAAGUGGUGCAGAAGCAUCCUUCGGCGCACCAGCCUCAUCCUCGCGCGCGUGUUUGGGCUGCACCUGAGGCUGACCAGCCUGCACACCAUGGAGUUUUCGCUGGUCAAAGCUCUGGAGCCAGAGGAGUUGGACAGGGUCGCUCUGAGCAACCGCAUGCCGAUGACAGGCCUCCUGCUGAUGAUCCUGAGCCUCAUUUACGUGAAGGGUCGCGGCGCUCGAGAGAGUGCAGUCUGGAACGUGCUGCGCAUCUUGGGGCUGAGGCCUUGGAAGAAGCACUCCACCUUCGGAGACGUGAGAAAGCUUAUUACCGAGGAGUUCGUCCAGCAGAACUACCUGAAGUACCAGCGCGUCCCCCAUGUCGAGCCCCCUGAGUACGAGUUCUUCUGGGGCUCCCGUGCCAGCCGCGAAAUCACCAAGAUGCAGAUCAUGGAGUUCCUGGCCAGGGUCUUUAAGAAAAACCCCCAGGCCUGGCCUUCCCGCUACAGGGAAGCGCUGGAAGAGGCUAGGGCCCUGCGGGAGGCCCACCCCACUGCCUACUGCCCCCGCAACAGUGUCUCCGAGGACUAG